Messenger RNA from Polychytrium aggregatum, 850 nucleotides. RefSeq lists its product as uncharacterized. Lineage: Eukaryota; Fungi; Chytridiomycota; Chytridiomycetes; Polychytriales. The record is from RefSeq and is a predicted model, not a curated record. The transcript has 3 exons. The coding region runs from base 341 to 730 and encodes 129 amino acids.
GCCAGAGCACAGCGAUGCAAUCCCCACAGGAGCGAGGAGAGUGAAAAAAAAGGUCAUUGCAAAUGCCGAUGCCUCCCCGGCGAUAGGCCCGCUGCAAAGGAGAAAUAGCGCAUCCUUUCGUCAGCUCCGCAACUGCCUCCCCUCGUUCGUCUCCCGCUGGCCGCACUGGCUCCGACUCUGCUGGCCCCCGCAUGCCCACCACCACCGCUACCACCACCACCACGGCCAAGAUAUAAAUGCCUGUCUGAGACCAGCGGCGACAUCUGGGCUCUGGCUGCUUGCCUGUCAACCAGAAUCACAUCCGGCCAUCCGGCAAACCACGCCGUUGAAUCCCACCGCCAUGAAGACCCGCGUCUGUGAACUGGCUCUGUCUCUGCUGAUGCUGCUGUCGCUUGCAUCGGCAAAUCUCCAAAACCUGACCAUCCAGGGCAGCAACUCUGGGUUCCAUCCAGGCGACUCGCUGGUCGUUACUUGGUCAUCGGACAGCCUCGGGCUUGACCCCACAUUCCUCGCAAUUUCGCUUCUGUCCCUCGACACAGGCUACUCUGAGGACCUCACAGCCGCUGCUGGCCUGUUGCCCUUCGACCAGUUCAUCUUCACCUCAAGCAUCCCCACAUCCAGCGACAUCACCACGGGCCAAUGGGUGCUGCGCAUCCAGCAGUUCUUCACCACCAUGUUCAGCACUUCGUCCAUCUCCAUAAUUAGCGCGCCGUUUGCCAUUGCCGCUUGAUUGCCGUGGCGAAUCACUCUGCGCUGCUCGGGCCGAUGCUAUCGGCUUUCGCUCCGCCAACACGCAAUGCUCGCCCUUUGCUAUCCAUCUGAACAGUGCAGAGCCGCGCCAGUCAGCACC